This is a messenger RNA of Camellia sinensis, 576 nucleotides long. The record is from RefSeq and is a predicted model, not a curated record. Lineage: Eukaryota; Viridiplantae; Streptophyta; Magnoliopsida; Ericales; Theaceae.
AUGACAUGGGCUCAAUUCAAUGAGAUCUUCUAUGACAAGUACUUUCCUCAGUGCUUUCGGGACCGAAAGGUUUUUGAAUUCCAAGAACUCAAGCAAGGCAACAUGUUUGUAGCCGGGUAUGAGGCUAAAUUCAUUGAACUAGCUCGAUUUGUUCUUCAUAUGGUGGAUACGGACUACAAGAAAGCUCAGAAAUUUGAGGAUGGAUUGGAUUUAGAUGUAUUUGAUCGAGUAGGUGUCUUAAAGAUACCUACAUAUGUGGAUGUACUUGACAGAGCAUUGAUGGCGGAAGACAAUCUGACAGCAAAGAAACAAGUUAAAGCACCAACAACAGAAUGGAAGGGUAAAAGAUCUGGGAAACAUAGAGGUGUACGUUACCGUGCAUCCAGUGCUUGUUUCCGAUGCGGCAAGACUAGCCAUGUAGUGAAAGAUUGCCCAUUUAGAUCUGAUAUUGCCAUCCAUCCUGUAGCAAGUUCAGCCAGAUCCGCUUCUGCAGCUAGAACAAAUACGAGAGCGAACACUGGAAGAGAAACCUUGAGACAAGGCCGAGUUUUUGCAUUAGUGCAUGGUGACGUAUAG